Molecule: messenger RNA, 3334 nt
Organism: Drosophila sulfurigaster albostrigata
Lineage: Eukaryota; Metazoa; Arthropoda; Insecta; Diptera; Drosophilidae
Gene: cpo
Product: protein couch potato
Molecular function (GO): mRNA binding
Source: RefSeq, a predicted model, not a curated record
AUGGAAGUCGAGACUUUGGAGCUGUUCGCCAACAUAGCCAACUAUCAGAAUCAGAACCUGUUGGGCAGCCAUCACCAUCUGCUCCACAUCGCCGAACCACAACUGCAACUGCUGCCCGCAGUGACGACGACGACGCCGACAACGACGCCACAGCAACAGCCAUUAGCAUCCAUAACACAUACCACACAACAACAAACACAGCAACAACUUCAACACCAGCAACAACAGCAGCAGCAGCAGCAACAACAACUCCAACAACAACAACAACUAUUACAACAACAACAAAACCAGCGGCCAGUGUUCGAAAAAGCCAUCACCAUUUCGUCGAUUGCGAUUAAACGCAGGCCGACGCUGCCGCAAACGCCAGCGAGUGCCCCACAGGUGUUGUCGCCGUCGCCCAAACGCCAGUGCGCCGCCGCCGUUUCGGUGCUGCCCGUGCCAGCAGCAGCAGUUGCCGCCGCACCAGGUGCCCAUCUGCAGUACGCUAGCUCGCCGGCAGCAGCAGCAGCAGCCGCCGCCGCAGCAGCCGCCGCAGCAGCAGCAGCACUUAAAGGUCAUCAGCUGAGCUUUGCACAUCCCACACAGUUUGCCGCCGCCGUUGCCGCACACCACCAGCAACAGCAACAACAGCAGCAGCAGCAACAGCAGCAACAACAGCAGCAAGUCGUUCAGCAACAACAACAGCAACAAGUCGCCUACGCCGUUGCGGCAUCACAACAACAGGCAGCUGCAGCCGCAGCAGCAGCAGCAGCCCACACACAUCAACAACAUCAUCAGCAGCAACAACAACAGGUGCAGCAGCAACAGCAACAACAACAGCAGCAACAACAGCGUCUAGUGCAAUUCAAUCAGGCGGCUGCCGCCGCUGCAUUGCUCAAUCAGCAUCUACAGCAUUCGGCCGUCGUUGCACAUCAGCAACAGCAGCAGCACGUGGCGGUGCUGCAACAGCAGCAGACACCUGCCCACUACAGUGGCUAUCAGCUGCGACACGCCCACACUGCGUACGCCCCCCAACAGCAACAACACAUUGUACUGAGCAACAGCAGCAGCAGCAAUAAACAGCAGCAACAGAGCGUGAGCACGGCAGCAACAACCACAGUUGCCAGCACACCAGCGACCACUGCAUUAAGUGUAGCCACAGCAGCAACCAACAACAGUAACAGCAACAACAACAGCAACACCAACAGCAGCUCCCCGGGCAGCAGCUCCACGCACGAGUCGCAGUCACAGGAAUCCGAGUCAAUUUCAGCACCGACGACUCCCUCGCCGGCUGGCAGCGUCAGCGCAUCCGCGGUCACUGCAACAACACCAACAGGAGCAGCUACAACAGCGGCCACAGUCGUUACCAGCGACAGCAAUAACAACACAACAACAACAACUACAACUAACGGCAGCAACAUAAUGGAAAAUCAGAUGGCACUCGCCCCACUGGGACUCUCACAGAGCAUGGACUCCGUGAACACGGCCAGCAAUGAGGAAGAGGUGCGCACAUUGUUCGUCAGUGGUUUGCCAAUGGAUGCCAAGCCACGUGAGCUCUAUUUGCUAUUCAGAGCCUAUGAGGGCUACGAAGGAUCUCUGCUAAAAGUAACUAGCAAAAAUGGCAAAACAGCAUCGCCCGUUGGUUUUGUGACAUUCCAUACAAGAGCCGGUGCCGAGGCAGCUAAACAGGAUCUGCAGCAGGGUGUACGCUUCGAUCCCGAUAUGCCCCAAACAAUUCGCUUGGAAUUCGCCAAGAGUAACACGAAAGUGAGCAAACCCAAACCACAGCCCAAUACAGCGACAACAGCCUCACAUCCUGCAUUGAUGCACCCACUCACUGGACAUCUUGGCGGGCCGUUCUUUCCGGGCGGACCCGAGCUAUGGCAUCAUCCGUUAGCGUAUUCGGCUGCCGCCGCUGCUGAGCUGCCCGGCGCUGCCGCCUUGCAGCAUGCAACACUCGUGCAUCCAGCACUGCAUCCGCAGGUGCCCGUUCGCUCCUAUCUCUGACUAAAUACAGACAAAGUAAUGGAGCAGCCUAUGCAUCAAACUCAAAUAACUAUGCCACAUCAUCAGACAACUGCUACCGCUUUACAUCCCAGCCAACAGGCGGCAAUGGCACACAUGGCUGCUGCUGCUGCCGGCGGUGUGGCUGGCGGUGGCGGUGCUGCUGCUGCGGCUGCUGCCGCCGCUGCUGCUGCCGCUGCCGGUGCAACGCCCCAGGGCGCUGCUGCUGUCGGUGGUAAUGCAGCUGUGGCUGCCGCAGCCGCCGCUGCAGCUGCUGCUGCCGCAUCGCAUCAUCAUUUUUUAUCCAGUCCCGCGUUGGCAAGCCCCGCCGGCUCCACCAACAACGCCACACAUCCGGCAAAUCCGCAGAUAGCCGCCAAUGCGCCCUGCUCCACGCUGUUCGUGGCCAAUUUGGGCCAGUUUGUGUCCGAGCACGAGCUCAAGGAGGUUUUCUCUAGUAUGCCUGGCUUUUGUCGCCUACGAAUGCACACAAAAGGCACUGCUUCAACAGCAACAACAACUACAAGCUGCACCACUACUGCUACCAACAACCACAACAACAGUAACAACAACAACCAAGCACAACAUCAACAUCCGGUGGCAUUCAUCGAGUUCAACGAUGCCCCAAGCGCUGCUCAGGCGAUGCAACAAUUGCAGGGCAAAUAUUUGCUUAGUUCUGAUCGUGGCUCCAUACGCAUCGAAUACGCCAAGACCAAGAUGCUGAACGAGGUAACGCUGCCAACGGCGCUGAUCAACAACAACAACAGCCACAAGUCACUGGCAGUUGCAGCAGUAGCACCGACAGCAACAACCGUCGCAGCAGCAACUCCGACAGCACAUCAGCAACUAUUUAUUUUGAAUGGCGGCUUGGAAUUGCCACCGCCACCGCCGCCACAUUUGAGCCAUGUUAGUGCCAGCAAUAUGUUGGUCGCAGCCCCAGCAACAGCACCUCUCACAAUCCCAAAUGCACAACAGCAACAUCACCAGCAGCACCAACUUCAGCAGCAGCAGCAGCAUCACCAACUCCAACAGCAGCAGCAACAUCAAUUUCAACUACAGCAGCUACAACAGGCGCCAACUGGCUGCACCACCAGCACCACUAGCGUUGUUGUUAAUUCACUACAGCACCACCAACUUCAUCCAAAUCAGCACCACCAAAAUCAUCUCUUUAGAGACAGGAGCGGGUAUGGAAUCAAGGCAUGAUUUGCUCGCUAAGAAAUUAGAGCGCGAGAUGCAACAACAACAACAGCAGCAGCAACAACAGCAACAGGCACACCACCAGCCACAGUCGCAUCAUCAGCAUUACCAUCAGAGCCAUCAGUCGCAUCAUCACCAUCAUCAUCAUCAGCAU